AUACGCAAAACACCUAUACAAGGACGCUUAUCUAAUCACUUCUGCCAGAACAAAUAGCAAUAAAUAGUGUAAUGUGAUACAGAUACGACUAGUACGUCAGUGUUUGAGUGUUCGCUCAUACGUCAAAUUAAAAUAAAACUCAAAUCUCAAGAAUGGCAGACGAAUACGGUUUUAAAUCAGAAUUCACUUGCUCUUCCACCCCUACCGCCCCGUACUAUCCACAACCUUCUUCUGAAGGAUGUCCUUUACCACACCAUAUUUCACAUACUUAUCCAGAACCCACAAAUUAUUCGCCACCCCCUAAUAUGUACCCUGCUCCAAUUUACCCCCGCGAAGAGAGCAGUCCAACUACUACUGGGCAAAGUGCAUACUAUUGGCUCGACUGGAACGCUGAUAGAAUGGUUCCACCAACAGCAGUUCAUGGUGGCGUCGAUAAAGACGGCAGUCAAAUUUACGUUGGGCGCGCUUACCAUGAAGGUGAUUGGAUUCCCGCCAAAGUAAUUCCUGAACGACACACUGCAUAUGUGGCGUACGGUGGUUGCGAACACGUCAAAAAUAACUUUCAAUUGCUUUGUGAACAACGAUUUGAUUGGGUUCCAACAUCCGCUGGAAAUAUUCCUCCGGGUGCAGUAGAAGGUGGUCGCACCGAAUCCGGAGAGCCUCUGUAUAUUGGGAGAGUAUGGCAUGAUGGAGCUCAUACCGUAGGAAAGGUUCACUCCAGCCACGGUUGUUGUUAUAUUCCCUACGAUAGUCAAGAAAUGACCUUCUGCGAUUAUGAAAUUUUGGUGUUGCGGAUGUAAGGGUCUACAAUAUAUUACUUUCGACGUGUGCUAAUAUUUUGUACUGUAAAUAAAUCUGUGAUUAUCUGAA
Messenger RNA from Photinus pyralis (common eastern firefly), 870 nucleotides. Its product is annotated as natterin-3-like. Lineage: Eukaryota; Metazoa; Arthropoda; Insecta; Coleoptera; Lampyridae. The record is from RefSeq and is a predicted model, not a curated record. The coding region runs from base 153 to 800 and encodes 215 amino acids. The transcript is spliced from 5 exons.